Paramuricea clavata is the source of this 1436-nucleotide messenger RNA. The record is from the annotation of a GenBank genome assembly. Lineage: Eukaryota; Metazoa; Cnidaria; Anthozoa; Malacalcyonacea; Plexauridae.
AUGGCCUCAAGUGCCACCGAUGAGAUUUCACUAGAAGAAAACGAAGUACAAUCUACUCCUGUGGCUGAAGCCUUAGCCAGAUUGGAAAAUUUUAUAGAGACGAAGAUCUCGUCUUUGAAGCGGGAUCUAUUCAUUGAGAAUGAAGAAAAUCUAGUACGUAUGGCGAAGAAAAUGAAGACCGGAAAGAAGUAUGAAUUUAAACAUGUGGGGAAUCAGCAGCAGUUUGAUCAUCAGACAGACGUGAAAGAAGCUUUGCAAUCAGCCUUUGAUGCUGUGGUUAGCUAAUACGAACAAGCGAUUGAAGUUUUUGACAAGUUUACCGAAAAUUCGCGAUAUAAAGAACAACAUCAUUCAACAUCAUUCAUGAAUGUGAUUUCCCCGAGAAUUGUGAAUGUAUUCCAUGAUUCUCGAAGUGAAAUUCGCUUACGUCGUCUUUAUAUAGUAUUACAGUUGUUUGUUUACGAUCUGACGUCAAAACACGUUCCAAACAAAUGAGUCAUCCGCUGCACCAACAAGCUACCAAUAGUCAAUAUGGUAAUGCACUGCUAACAACCAUUAUGUACAGCUAAUGACCAUUAUAUGCACUGCUAAUAACCAUAUAAUGGUUAUUUUACACAAUGGUUGAGAAUUACACAGUUGAGAAAUGAGUCACAGUCCCAAACACUUUGACGAAAUAACAUCUUUAUAUUCGGCAAGUUGUCCUUUCGGCAAACUGUCCGUUCGGCAAAAUGUCCGUUCCGCAAAAUGACCGUCGGCAAAAUGUCCGUUCGGCGAAAUGUCCGUUCGGCAAAAUGACCGUCGGCAAAAUGUCCGUUCGGCAAAAUGUCUUUCGGCAAAGUGUCUUUCGGCAAAGUGUCUUUCGGCAAAAUGUCCGGAUACCUUUACAGGAACGUAUGUUGUUAGUAGACAAACGUUCAAAACUUAUUAUCCUAGCGGACAAAAAUGGCUGGGAUUUCGUUAAGGAAUACCAACGCGAUGAAAUUGCAUCCAACUCUGACGAUGAAAAACAUAUUAAGAAUGUGUUAAAAAAGUUACGUCUUCUCGUGUGCAGAAUCGCAUUAAACUUAAUCGAAAAACCGGCACAUCGAUCGUCAUCGGCGGCCAUGAAUGGCGGUUCUCCGCUAAUGUUUAAUAGUAACUAUCGUAUACCUUCUCCAAAUUCUCGUUUAUUAAAUUCCAUGUUAUUCAGAUCACCCAAACAAAUGUUUGGACCUUGUCACUCAUGCGGGCGAUAUGGUCAUUACAGGCGUGUCUGCCCAAUGCGAAUCCCCACAACAGGAGUUAACAGCCGCCAACUUGUCCCAAUCACACCCUCAAGUGCCGCCAAUGUUGCUGCAUCUCGAUACUCAACAGGACUUUAAUAGAACUAAUGACUUUUUGGACGUUGUGUGUUCUAAUAUUAGCAACAAUAUUCGUAGUAAUUUUAGUGUUCGUGG